CAAUAACAAGCAAGCAAACAACAGCUUCUACUGCAUUCUCGCAUCAACUUCUUCUCUCAACACCUCUACUCUCAACCAAACAUCAAAAUGUUCGCUUCCAAGGCCUUUGCCCUCUUCGCCGCUGUAAUUGCCAGCGUUUCUGCUGCUCCAUCUGGCACUCCUACUACUGGAAACAACUUGGCCAGCCGCACAGGAUGGACCGGCGUCACCCACUCCGUGGUUGUUGGACGCGGUGGUCUUCACUUCGAUCCCGAGAACGUUGUAGCUGAAAUUGGCGACACCAUCGAGUGGCACUUUACCGCUGCCAACCACUCCGUCGCUCAGUCUGACUUUGCUCAUCCCUGCCAGCCUCUCGCCGACGGCACCAGCUUCUUUGCCGGCUUCAACUUUGUCACUUCCCAGGGCCAGAACCCCAACGUCUACCAGAUCACCGUUAUUGACGACAAACCCAUCUGGUACUACUGCCCCCAGACCAAGGGCAACCACUGCCAAAUGGGCAUGGUCGGAGUUAUCAACCAGAACUUCAACUCCCAGAACACUCUCUCAAACCAGAAGGUCAUUGCUGCUGGCACUGGUGUCUCUAAAGUGGGCGUUGUCCAAGGAGGCAAGAAUGGAGGCUUUACUCGCGCAAACCCGAACCCUAACAGCGGUUUCUAAGCGGUUUUCCCUUUUUUUCUUAAUACCAUCCUUUAUAGCAUAGCAUUUCCUUUUCUCGGCAUGGCGGAGCACAAUUUGGACUCGGAAUAUGGCGGGUUUUGGGUAGCGACGAAGAUAUCACGGUGAAUUAUAUAGACUAGACUUUCCCUAAUGAAAAU
Molecule: messenger RNA, 815 nt
Organism: Trichoderma asperellum CBS 433.97
Lineage: Eukaryota; Fungi; Ascomycota; Sordariomycetes; Hypocreales; Hypocreaceae
Source: RefSeq, a predicted model, not a curated record